Penicilliopsis zonata CBS 506.65 is the source of this 2998-nucleotide messenger RNA. RefSeq lists its product as hypothetical. Gene Ontology annotation, cellular component: membrane. Gene Ontology annotation, molecular function: ATP binding; ABC-type transporter activity; ATP hydrolysis activity. Gene Ontology annotation, biological process: transmembrane transport. The record is from RefSeq and is a predicted model, not a curated record. The transcript has 3 exons. NCBI's taxonomy places the organism in Eukaryota, Fungi, Ascomycota, Eurotiomycetes, Eurotiales, Aspergillaceae. The coding region runs from base 114 to 2969 and encodes 951 amino acids.
UAAUAUAAGCCUUGAAUCGGUCUUCGUCGUCGACUGUCGAGUGCUCUGGAUAAGAAGUGACAUGGAAACAUAAGAGAGCCAGCGACGGUGCGUGGAUAAUUCAAAAAAUAAUCAUGGCGGGAUCGGCCGGGGUACGCCUGCACCCGGCGACGCUGGAGCUGCUCCAGACGCUCCGCACGGGGUAUCCGAUUCUUCUGCUGGUCGUCUUCUUGCUGGCCUUUUUGACCAAUUCCGUCCUGGCGGCUCGAAGAACCGCCAGCACCCGCCAGGGCGCGGCUGCUCGGACGGGACCUGGGGGUAGACCGCUGCCGCGACGCUCGCGGAGCUCAAUGGCCGUCGUCAGGGAGGCUCAUCGAUUCUCGGAGGCGACCAAGCUCGGCUUCAAAUGGCUGUCGGUCGGCGUGCUGGUGACCUUUGUCGCCGAUGCGGUCAUCAACAUCCUGCACGUCAUGACCAGUCGCGCGGAGCACUGGUGGCGUGGCCAGGCUAUGGUGAUCUAUAUUGUCGGCUCCUUCUUUGUCUAUGCGGUCAUUCUCGUGUCAUUGCUCGACACCAACCCCUCGCCGACCUUUGCCCAAUUCGUCCCAUGGUUGCUGGCCCUACCCCUCGAACUGGCCAUCGACGGGGCUUCUGUCUCGCUCUACAUCUCGGCUCAUCAUGAGCCCACCGUGGGGGAUCCAGAAGGCGGCCGGCUUCGUACGGGCAUCACUCCCUGGGAGGUCAUGGAGGUCAUCUCCAACAGCGUACGCGCCCUGAUCCUCUUCAUCCUCGUCCUGCUCUACACCGUCAACACGCUGCCCCGAAGCAACCCGCUGCAGGCCUUGCCCAAGCAGGCCGCGCGAUACCAGUCGAACGGCCCCACGGAAUCGACCGGUCUGCUCGAUGGUCACCACCCCGAGACAACGGGCGAUCAUUCAGGGUACGGUAGUGCGGCGGCUCAGGGUCAAGCUGCGCCCAAACCCGCCGCUGAUCCAUGGGUCCGCCCGACUACCAUACCCUCCACUAGCUGGUGGGAAUACCUCAGCGGCUACUCGCUCUUCUUCCCCUAUCUGUGGCCAUCCAAGUCGCGCCGCUUGCAGAUCAUCGUGGUCAUCUGUUUUAUCUUGAUCGUCCUGCAGCGCAUCGUCAACGUCUUGGUACCCUACCAGGUCGGAGAGAUCACCAAUAUCCUCGCUGCAGAUGACGGCCAAGAGUUCCGUGUCCCUUGGACGGAGAUCUGUCUCUACAUCCUCUACCGCUGGCUGCAGGGGAAUCAGGGCCUCAUCGGCUCGCUCCGGUCCAGUCUGUGGAUCCCAGUGAGUCAAUACUCAUACAUGGAGCUCUCAACCGCCGCCUUCGAACAUGUUCACAGCCUGAGCCUGGAUUUCCACCUCGGUAAAAAGACCGGCGAAGUCCUCUCAGCCCUCAGCAAGGGCAGUUCCAUCAACACCUUCCUCGAGCAGGUCACCUUCCAGGUCGUGCCCAUGUUAGUCGAUCUGUGUGUCGCCAUUGGAUAUUUUCUCAUCUGGUUUGAUGCAUACUACGCCCUGGUGGUCACUAUUGUCACCUUUUGCUAUCUGUACGUCACAAUCCGCAUGGCGCAAUGGCGCGCCGAGAUCAGACGGCAAAUGGUGAACGCGUCGCGACAGGAAGACGCUGUGAAGAAUGAUUCCAUGGUGUCUUACGAAACGGUCAAGUACUUUAAUGCCGAACAAUACGAGUUUGGCAGAUACAGAGGAUCCGUGACCGACUUUCAAAGCGCAGAAUACCAUGUCCUGCUCUCGCUGACAUUGAUGAACACCUGUCAGAACACAGUAUUCAUGCUCGGCCUGUUGAUUACGUGCUUCAUCGCGGCGUACCAGGUCUCUAUCGGGCAGCGCCCCGUGGGCAAAUUCGUUUCGCUGCUGACGUACAUGGCCCAGCUGCAAGGCCCGUUGAACUUUUUCGGCACCUUCUACCGAUCGAUUCAAUCGGCGCUGAUCAACUCGGAGCGUAUGCUGGAGCUGUUCCGGGAGCAGCCCACGGUGGUGGACAGUCCGAGUGCGGCGCCUCUGGCGCACUGCAAGGGAGACAUUGUCUUCCAGAACGUCGAGUUCUCAUACGAUGCGCGCAAGCCGGCGCUGAACGGGCUGACCUUCCGCUGUGAGCCAGGCACGACGACCGCGCUGGUCGGCGAGUCUGGCGGCGGCAAAUCGACCGUCUUCCGGCUGCUAUUCCGGUUCUAUAAUGCGGAGCGGGGCAGCAUCUGCGUGGACGGGCAGAACGUGCAGGACGUGACGAUCGACUCGCUGCGGAAGCACAUUGGCGUUGUGCCACAGGACACGGUGCUUUUCAACGAGACUCUGAUGUACAAUCUGAAAUAUGCCAACCAGGAUGCCACGGAUGAGGAUGUGUACGAGGCGUGUCGAGCCGCCAGCAUCCACGACAAGAUCAUGACCUUCCCGGAUGGGUACCAGACAAAGGUCGGCGAGCGGGGUCUGCGGCUGAGCGGCGGUGAGAAGCAGCGGGUGGCGAUCGCGCGGACGAUCCUCAAAAACCCGCGGAUCAUCCUGCUGGACGAGGCGACCGCGGCGCUGGACACGGAGACCGAAGAGCACAUCCAGGAGGCGCUGGCGACGCUGUCGCGCGGGCGCACGAUGCUGGUGAUCGCACACCGCCUCAGCACCAUCACCACGGCGGACCGCAUCCUCGUCCUGCACGACGGGCAGGUCGCCGAGAACGGCACGCACGACCAGCUGCUCGCCAUGCGCGGGCGGUACGCCAGCAUGUGGCGCAAGCAGAUCCGCGCCCAGAAGGCCGCCGCCGAGGCCCAGGUGCUGCAAGACCGCGCCGACCGUCUUCGCAGCGCUUCCACCAGCGGGGGAACCGCCGACGACAGCUCCAGCCAGUCCGACGAGGACCAGCGCGGAGCCGCCGCCCCGUCGGCGACCGGUCGCCAACCGCAGCCGUCGGGAGACCCUGCACGACGUAUAUCCGGACAGUCGACAUAGUCUCUCUCUCUCUCUCUCUCUCUCUCUCU